CCUUGUACAUAAGUCAAAGAUGGUGUAGAAAGGUCAGAAUGUUGUUUUUCGUCCUGAAGGUUUCUUCUUGAUGAACUGUUCCUUUGGUUUCGUGACAACAACGCCUUUUCAAGACCUAAGAUGAUGGCAGUAUUUCGAGGCUCGGGGCCUUCAUGGGGUCAAAAAUGGAGGUCAUCUGAACUCUUCAUCAUCACCGCAACAGCAACCGCUUUGCUGACUGAUAUGUUCCUGUACCAAUUUCUUAUCUCGAUCUUGCCUUAUGUUCUAGAACAUCGACUUAGCCUUGAGCCCUCACUCAUCCAGGAUGUGAGUACUGCUUUGCUAGCAGAGAGCGCUCUGGUAUCGUUCCUCGUGACCCCUUUGAUCCAUCGCUUUACCGAUCACUUGGGUGCGAGGACGUGGCUUCUGCUUGGUCUGCUUGGGCAGAUGGGUGGCUCCAUGAUUAUCGCUUCAUCUCAAUCGUUACCCAUGUUAUUUUCCGGGCGCUUUGUUCAGGCAGUCGCUAAUACAACCGUGGGUGUCCUUGGGCUCAUCCACCUGACAAAAUUAUCCCUCUCCAAUGGAACGGAGAGAAUUUAUAGAGUUCUCACCAUGUCCAUGGCUGCGGGCUCAUCUGGAGGACCAUUGAUGGCCGGAGCGGUGUUCGAACUAGCUGGAUAUUGGACUGCGUGGAUGAGCGCACUUGGUGCAUGUCUGGUUGGCGUGAUGCUGCAGAGUCUGAUGCUGGUGCCAUCACAAGAAACGGAUAGCGAGCAUGAGUCUACAAAAGUACAACCGGUUAUUCGAGAGGAUACGAACGAAGAGAGCCCAUUGCUCGUACCCUCGCAGGUAUCCGAUCUCGCUCAAUUACCCGGUCGCUUGAGGACAGUAAACCUCGACUUCCAGUUCUAUAUGUGCCUUCUCACAAAACGCCGCUAUAUUGGCGGGAUCCUCAGUUCCAUCUGUUAUGCGAUCGUAUCCGUCAGCUUCGACACAACGAUACCGCUCCAUGUUCUUGACGUGUUUCACUGGGGCAGUUUUCACACCGGAAUACUUUUCGGAAUUUUACAAGGACCGAAUGCGUUCUUCAGUGUCCCUGUGAAAUGGCUGAAAGAUCGAGUAGGGUCACGAUACCCUACGUCUGUUGGUUUUCUGGGGCUUGCAGCGCUUCUGUGGCUCAUGGGUACUCCCGGCAAUGAGCAGUUCCCGUGGGCGAAUAUUGGACAUCGAGGUCCCAUCAUCUAUGGGACUGCCAUCGCUGCCAUAGGAAUCUUUAUGACUUUGUUGAACGGGACUGGAAUGAUUGAGGCUGCUAACGCCGUCCGUGAAAUCAAAACUGAGCAGCCUGGAAGAUUUGGUGCAGAGACAUACUCCCAAGCUAUGUUGAUCAGUCGUUUAAGCUGGACAUUUGGCCUUUUCCUGGGGCCUAUUGUGUCAGGGCAGCUCACGGAGAAAUUCGGAUACUACGAGAUGAGCUGUGUACUCGGUAAGUAUACCAAUCACUACAUUAAAUUCAGUCAAGGGUUCACCUCCGUGUGGGCUAAUCAUCCUCUAGCCAAGAUAUGUCUGCUCUGUGCAGUUUUCGCUGUUUGGAAUCUGCGAUCGUAGUCUCUCGUCCACUACAGAACCGAGAUUGAGCGGCGCAGGGGUGGGGAGAUACAGAGUGAACGUUACAAUGCGCAGCCGUGUUAGAUAUUAACCGGCGGUAGACUAGCGCUUAGCUUGAACACCGGGGUGUCCCGGGUUUCCAUCACGAGAGAGGAGACUGAUUCUCUUCAAGAGAAUGACCGCAGUAGUAGCCGCACUGCCAGGGCCACCAUUUCAAGCCACCUUGUGAGACCGAGGCACUACCGACCGGGGCACGUCCAUCACGGCAUCUCCGGACCCUGUACUCCUCCAAACUUCAUACAUAGAUAGCUUGUUUCUCGCUGGUUACACCUUAUAAGAUUCAAAGAGAAAGCAUGAACUGGGUGGCAUGCUCUCCUUUUUCUGCAUGGUCAUUUCGACAGCUACGCAAGUUCGAACGAUGAUCCGACCCACUCAGCUUAGAAGAGAAACGUGCAUGCAUCCGUCACUAACUUAGCGCUGUUUCAAUUCUGCAGAAAGGAAUCGAG
Molecule: messenger RNA, 2093 nt
Organism: Penicillium subrubescens
Lineage: Eukaryota; Fungi; Ascomycota; Eurotiomycetes; Eurotiales; Aspergillaceae
Exons: 4
Coding region: 121-1587 (488 amino acids)
Biological process (GO): transmembrane transport
Molecular function (GO): transmembrane transporter activity
Source: RefSeq, a predicted model, not a curated record